Molecule: messenger RNA, 2086 nt
Organism: Pyrus x bretschneideri (Chinese white pear)
Lineage: Eukaryota; Viridiplantae; Streptophyta; Magnoliopsida; Rosales; Rosaceae
Product: beta-amylase
Biological process (GO): polysaccharide catabolic process
Molecular function (GO): beta-amylase activity
Source: RefSeq, a predicted model, not a curated record
UCCAACCAAAACUCUCUAAUCUUCCAUAACCAUAACCUAUAUAUCGUUGCAGGCAACAAGAAACCAGAGUUUUCAUGCUACAUCACGCUUCAUGUCUUACGGACUCCCUUUCUGCUCAAUAAUGUCAUACAAUUGUUGUUUUGGUGACAAUUAGGCCAUACAUAUAGUCACCAUGACAACAUUGACAAGAACAACAGCUCUAGGUGGUUUGGGGGAGACAAUAAGUGCUUACCACAGUAGGUGCUUCUUCUGCCGGCAUUUUCCAUUUUUAAACGUACUCGAGAGUGCAGAGGGAGCAAGUACAGUAUGGAGGCAAGGAGUCAAUUCAGCUCCGGCAUUCUGCUCCCGAAGUGCAAUCCAAAGUCCUCGAGCUAUUGCAUCUGAAAUCUCCACCACAGAACGAAAGGUUGCAACCACUCUCACUUAUCAAGAAAAAAUGCUCAAAAACUAUGUGCCGAUCUUCGUGAUGCUCCCUUUGGGAGUUGUUACGGUUGACAAUGUUUUGGAAGACGGGGACAAACUCGUUAAGGAUCUGAAGGAGUUACGGGCAGCGGGUGUUGAUGGGGUCAUGAUAGAUGUGUGGUGGGGGAUCAUAGAAUCAAAGGGGCCUAAGCAGUAUGACUGGAGUGCUUACAGGAGCGUGUUUCAAGCAGUUCAAGAUUGUGGGCUGAAAUUACAAGCUAUAAUGUCAUUCCACCAAUGUGGUGGGAAUGUAGGAGAUGUUGUAACCAUCCCCAUUCCCAAAUGGGUGCUUGAGAUCGGAGAAUCAGACCCUGAUAUCUUUUAUACCAAUCUCAAAGGUAAUAGGAACCCGGAAUACCUCACUCUAGGUGUGGAUAACCUGCAUCUCUUUGAUGGACGAACUGCUGUGCAGAUAUACAGUGAUUACAUGAAAAGUUUCAGAGAGAACAUGUCGGAUUUUCUAGAAACUGGACUUAUUAUAGACAUUGAAGUAGGGCUUGGACCGGCAGGAGAGCUCAGGUAUCCCUCUUAUCCGGAAAGUCAAGGGUGGGCUUUUCCAGGGAUGGGAGAAUUUCAGUGCUAUGACAAGUAUCUCCAAGCAGAGUUCAAAGAGGCUGCAACAGCUGCGGGUCAUCCUGAAUGGGCUUUGCCAGAUAACGCCGGAGAAUAUAAUGACACUCCUGAAUCCUCAGAGUUCUUCAGAUCAAAUGGGACAUAUGUUACUGAGAAAGGGAAGUUCUUCUUGACUUGGUACUCUAACAAAUUACUGAUCCAUGGUGAUCAGAUCCUGGAUGAAGCCAACAAAGUUUUUGUGGGCUGUAAAUUAAAGCUAGCAGCCAAAGUAUCUGGAAUCCACUGGUGGUAUGAAGUUGAUAAUCACGCCGCGGAGCUUACCGCAGGAUACUACAACUUGAAAGAUAGAGAUGGGUACCGACCUAUAGCCAGGAUGCUGUCAAGGCAUCAUGCCAUUUUGAAUUUCACAUGUUUAGAGAUGAGGAACUCUGAACAAAGUGCUGAUGCCAAAAGUGCGCCUGAGGAACUUGUUCAGCAGGUUUUGAGUGGAGGUUGGAGAGAAAACAUAGAAGUUGCCGGAGAAAAUGCACUUUCUAGAUACGACAGUGUGGCUUAUGACCAAAUCCUUCUAAAUGCUAGACCAAAUGGCAUCAAUAAAGACGGCCAACCAAAAUUAAGGAUGUAUGGGGUGACAUACCUUCGUUUGUCUGAUGAACUACUACAAAAGACGAAUCUUGAUAUAUUCAAGAUAUUUGUAAAGAAGAUGCAUGCUGAUCAGGAUUACUGUCCAGACCCAGAGAAGUACAAUCACCACCUAGGUCCUUUGGAGAGGUCGAAACCAGAGAUUUCGAUUGAAGAUCUUCUGGAAGCAACCAAAGCAGAGGAGCCAUUCCCAUGGGAUAAAGAAACAGAUAUGAGUGUCAAUGAUGGAGCUGGUGGACUUGUUGGCCUACUUUCUAAGUUGAUAAGCAAAAUCUUAGCUCUAUUUAAGUGAUACAACAGCAAGGCUGGGAGAAAAGCAACCUAUAAAUUGGCAUGGGGUGGCAAACUGGCAAUGUGAAAACAAUUUGAGAUGUUUUCUGUUUGAAUAAAAGAAUCUGUAUUUCCCAUA